AAACUAAACCGCACCAUGGAGGAUGUUGGCGCUGCAACUUCGGCCACAAAGAAGAGCUCCACCACCCUGUCCGUGGAUCGUGCCGCAUUUCUCCUGCUGCGCGUGAAAAAGGCGUUCAAGAAGAAGCGACAGCAGCGCAAGGACCGACAGGCACAGCAGCAGUGCGCCGGCGGCAGCGGCGCGGCCAGCUGCGUUGGGGGCAGCGGCCAACAAUCACGCAGCGGCAGCCGUAAAUUGCCGCCGCCAUUGUUACGGUCGCGCACCCUGCCCGCCAUCAUUGUGCCAGGACUUCCGGUUGUCUCGCUCCACACAGAUAAACAAACAUUUCAUUUGGACUGCAAAAGCCGCAGCGGCAGCGCCAGUGGCCAUCGCUGGUCUCUGCUCACACGAGGCGCGGGUGGCGCUGGCGGCGGUGGCAGCGGUGGCAGCAGCAGCAGCAGCCACAACAACAACAAUACCAAUUUGACCAACAACAACAACAACACGCUCAUGGUGAAAUCAUUGAAUUUGCCAAAGGAUGAUUGCACGCUGAUUUACCGUCGCAAAUCGUCGGGCAGCUCGCCACACGCACAUGCUGCACAUACAGCAAUGCAACAGCAACAUUUGCAUCUAUAUCAGCAACAUGUUGCCGAUAGUUCGAUGUAUCAGCUGUCCGAUGAUUUCGAGUGCCAUGCGGAUGGUUCGCUUCUACUCAGAAUACCCGCGCCGCAUCCCGUGGCGCCGUCGCGCGGCUAUUCACAUCGCCUGGGGGGCAAAAAACGUGCCACCGCAUGCUCGGAGGCAACAACACCGCUGUCCAGGGAGCACCAGCAUCCGCACCAGCAUCUGCACGAGUUUGCCAUGGCGGAGAGCAGCAGCGGCUCGGGUGGCGGGCAUACGACCUUCACGCGGCUGGCCAAAUUGCUGCAUCAAUCAAGAUCCAAUCUGCUGCCGCCACCGCCGAUGUUGCACGGCGACAAUUUCUUUAUGGAGGCCCCACAGGGCAAUAGGAAUACGGAGCUGGGCCUGGGCGAGGAGGCGCCGCGUCGCUUGUCCUGGGAAAGGCGCAAGGACAGCAGCUCGUUGCAGCGCUCGGCCAGCAUUGAUUCCUUUGCGGAGAUUGUGUUUAGCGACCUGCCACGCCCCACUCUGAGCAUCCCAUGCAAUGUGGCAGCAGCAGCGGCAGCGCCCACACCCUUCAGCAAACGCCCCUCGGCCAGCAGCUUGUAUUCGACGUGCAGCAGCAUUGCCGCCGCAACGGCCGCCUCCGGGCAAGUGCACGCCCAGCUGAAUGUCAAUUAUGGCGACCUGGCGACACAUCCUCAGCCCGGCAAUUGCAGCAGCAGCAGCAGCGCCGCCAACAGCCGUCGCGAGAGCAUGCUGAGUCCGUCCUCAACGCGACGCAACAAGCUGACCAGAAUCAUUAAUGGUCUCUUCUCCGCCGUGGAGCACGGACAUCUGGAUAAGGCUCGCACCAUACUCGAAUCCACCGACGUGGAUGUCAAUAGCAUCAAUUCGGAUGGACUCUCAGCGCUGGAUGUGGCCGUGCUGAGCAACAAUCGCUCCAUGACUAAAAUGCUACUGCAGCAUGGUGCCCUGGAGGGUAGUCAAUUUUCCGUGGACAGCAUUGGCACCAAGCUGAACGGCCUGCUCAAAGAUGCCGAGUCACGCAUACACGAUCUCAGCGGACCGGAGGGGCUGUGUGCGCCCGUCUUUACAUCGCGACCCUCCAUAUCCAGCAUUAUAAUUGGCAAUACGGGCUCCUCGGUCACCGGCUGCACGGGCAACGAGGUAGACAAACAGAUUGGCAUUUGGGAGCGACGUGUCAAGGGGCUGCGCCGUAUGCUUCUUGGCUGGGACCAGGCGCGACCCCCAGAUGCACCCGCCUCCGUUGUAGUCGAUGUAACCGGCGACAAUUCCAUCAGCUUGCAAAUACUCGAGCCCUUUGAGGGCGCCAUCGGCACCAAAUUCAAAGUUCAAUGGUCAACUCGCGCCGACUUCAACAAUGUGGUCGGCGAGCGGGAACUGCUCGAGUGGAUUAGUUUUCAUGGCACCAUGGGCGCCCAGUGCCACAUAGCUGGCCUUACCCAGGGCCGCCGCUACUUCCUGCGCGCCGCCUGCGGCAAUGUCAAGGGUUGGGGCGCCUAUCGCAAUUCGGUGCCGGCCAGCGUUGUACCCUCAACCUGGCGUGACUUGGAUAAUCGGGAGGAUCGUUUCUAUGGCCGCCAAUGCAUAUUGGACAAUCUCUUUACGGCCGUACGUUUGGCUCGACCCGCAGAUGUUUCAGAGCUAACGCUAGAUCCGUGCAGCGUGCAGCGGCGCAAUCCUAAGAAAAAGACGACCAUCAAGCAGCUUUUCUCGGUCACCUCCAAGUUCCAGAAGACGCUGCGACGCGGCAUCUACUUCUCGUGCAUUGUGCACUGCGAUGACAAGGUGCUGGUCACCAGCGAGGACUUUCCGCCUGUCAUUGAGAUCGAUGAAUCAUAUCCGAGUGCAUUGCACAUGGACUACUAUUGGCUAAUGAAGGUCGCCUGCACUUGGGAAGAUGUGAAAUCGUUGCGCACGGACAUGGAACGGAAUCUGACCUCGCCGGUACACUUUCGCACCAAACUGCUGUCGGCCGUCUGCCAGAUGCAGUCGGCGCUGGGCAUCAACGAUCUUGGCCAGCUGUAUUAUAAACCACUCCGGGAUGCACAGGGCACCGUGGUGCUCACCUGCAUUCAGUCGGUGAAGAGCCAGAAGGCUGUCUCCAUCAUCAACUCACGCUGGCUGCCGGUCAGCAAGCUCCAGAAGAAGUUGGGUGCCCUGCACGAGGAUUACACCAUCAACGAGCUGCUCAUCUCGAGCAUUGGCGAACAGCUGCACUAUCAGCAGGCAGCGCUCCAGCGUCUAGAGCCGGGUCUCUAUUUGGGCUAUCUGAAGAUGCAGUGCUCCAUGGAUCAGAUACAGGUGGUCGUGCCGGUAAAGACACCCAACGUGCUACCCCACUGUAAGGUGCGCGAGAAUAGCCACAUUACGGCCGAGGAGUGGCAGGUGCUGCACCGCACCGAGAACAAUCCGCUGCGCCUGCCGCUCGACUUCAGUACACCAGGCGAUGGCAAUGGCAACAGUCCGGCAACCGAGGUGCAGCGCCUCUUCCUACACGAUCUCAGCAAUGCGAUGCACAAGCUGUUGGCCAGCAUGAGCAUUAAGGCAACGGAUGCGGCCACGCAUCGCCUCUACGAUGUGGAGGUCAUAGAGCAUAGUCGCGAUAUUAGCUUCCUAAUUGUGUGCCCCUCGGUGGAGUCAUCCUGUGCCGUGCCCGGCCAGUCCGAGCUGCUGCUGCAGCGCGACGAUCUGGUCAGCCUGAGCAUACAGGCCUUCGAGAUGAUCCAUCUGCGCACCUAUCAGCCGGCCAUUGUGCAGAAAUAUGCACGACUCUCCUGCAUCCUUGAACUGGACACGGCGCUGGCCACGCACUCGCAUCGCGAGGCCUUCUCUAGCAGCGAACUGCAAGCGGCCAAGGAGCGUCUGGCCACGCUGCAGGAGCUGAGCGCCAAUCUGACGCUGGUGUGGAAGAGCGUUCGCUGGCUAAUGGAUGUGGUGGCCUAUGCGCGCAAUAAGCAUGCCCAGCCGGCGCUGGCCAUGCGCGAGAUACUCGACUUUUCCCAGCUACGACACGAGGAAGGCGAGGGCAAGCAGCUGCUGCAGCUACCGCUGCGCGAGACCAGGUUCAGCAAGACGGGUCGCGGCAGCUGGCCGGGUCCGGGUGCCAAUGAGGAUUGUAACAGGCAGAACAAGCCGGAGCAUUCCAAAUCUGAAACGAAUCUGGGUCAGAGCGCCCAAACGUCUACGUCAGCGCAAGCCACACUUCAAGACGAACACGACAAACAGCCGCAGCAGCAACAACAACAACAACAGCAGCAGCAGCUGCUCCAGGUGACGGGCAGUGAGUACGCCGCCUCCACUUGCUCGGAUGUCUCGCUGCGCAAGAACAGCGGCGACUCCGUGAGCUCCGCCUACACUGCGCGCAGCUUUUACUCCGCUGCAGACUCGGCCUCCGAUGGCAGCAGCAGCGUCUUUGCGCUGCCGCCCUCCCGCUCCGAUGACACGCUGGCAGAUGCACUGCGUCAUUCUCAGGCAGCAGCCGCCGCGCAGCGCAAACGCACCAGCUCCAACAUUGGGCCCAUUUCCACGCCGCUCAUCACCGUGCACAGCUCCAGCUCGGCUCCUUAUCUGGCCGGCUCCAGUGUCUCGUUGCGCACGGGCAGCGGUGCCUUCGCCACGGAUCUGGAGCACAAGCCGCUGAAGCCUGCCGCGGAGUACAGGGUGAAGGCUGCCUCCAGUGCCAAUUUGCGCGAGGGCGGACUUUAUUUGAAGAGCUCACUCUCGGCACUGCAGCCGGAGCUGAGGCCGCUGGGCAGUAGCGAAGAGCCCGUGGCCAGCACCUCGAAGGCCUCCUCCACCAAGAGCCUGGCGCACCACAGCAGCGAGGAGGACACGGCCAGCUGUUCCAGCCUCAAUGCCGAGCAGAGCUCGACGGGCGCAGGCAUCAUUCAGGUCUACACCGCCUACAACACGGGCCUGGCCAGCGGCACCAGUCUCAAGCUCCACGUGACGCCCAAGACAACCGCCCGCGAGGUCAUCAACCUGGUCGUCAAACAGCUCAACAUGGCCGCCGUGCUGAAGGGCAGCAAGGGACCCAUCUAUAGCGCCGACAUGCUGGACAACUUUUGCCUCGUCGCCGUGAUUGGCGCCCGGGAGCGUUGUCUGCGCGACGACUUCAAGCCGCUCCAGCUGCAGAGUCCCUGGAAGAAGGGCCGCCUCUAUGUGCGGCAGAAGCACGAGCUGCUGGCGGCUAUUGAGCAUUCCAAUCGCAAAUCCCAUUUGAUUUAAGUGCUGCUGAAACAGCUCGAUUAUGCUGAAGUGCACAGCUAGCAGGGCCGCAAGCGAAGUUUCAACUCGGGUUUCCAAUUCGGUUUCUUAUGAGCAGCACAAGGAACAAACGAAAUCAUGUCGAAUUCCGUAUUAUGCCGAUUUGUAACGAAUAUAAAAAGACAUUUCCUGAAUAUGUAUUCAACAGCCAAGUCCUUCUGUCCAUCUUUUAGUUUAAAGGAAUCAAAUUACAAUAUUCUAUAGCUGCCAUACGAAUGGUCUAUAUAAAUCUAUUUUGAAAUAUUAGGUUUUAUUCGUACAUAAUUCUGAAGCACAACCUUUCAAAACACAUUCAUAUGCUUGCAUAAUUUGUUAAAGAACGAGCAAAUAUCAAUUCCAAAACUUCUGAAUAUCUGAAAAAGUCAUAAAAAUUUACUAAUAGAUAUUCCACUUCCCAUUUCCCCACAUCCCAAAAGAGAUUUUUUCUUCAAAAAGGUGUAAAGCAUGUCAGAAGAGAAGCUAGAGCUUGAAUCUUUAUAAAGGUUCCACGCUGUAGAAAACCAGGUUCACAAAACGAACCGAAAAGCUGUGAACUGGAACAACCGACGAUUUGAUUUAGAACGUGCAGCCCUGAUAGCUUUGAAAUACUCUAGCAAUCAAAAUUGUACCCUACACAACACACACACGUGACGCACACACACUUAAUUAUUAUUGUUGGCUUCUUGAUUUGGUUUUUGCUUUUUGGGGGGCUCCACUGUGCCCAGCCAAGUUUGACGACCAAAUUCCCAAAUUAGACUGAAUUACUUACAUAUGUAUGUAUGUUGAAAGAGGACAAAAGAUGAAGUUAUAUAUGAAAUUGUAAUGAAAUGGUAUUAUAUUUUAAAUAGUUUUAUACACCCAGACACACACAAACACACACCAUGCGCAUACAUAUGUAUAUACGGCACAUAAAUUAAUUGUUGCUAGUUGUUUUAGAAGCUUGUUUAAGCGUAAGUGCAACAAAUUACACCAAUAUUAUAAUGCAUAUAGAUUAUAUAUACAUAUACAUCUAUAUCUAUGUUUUACAUAAUUAUGUGUAUUUUAUUGUAACAUAUACUAUAUUAUAUAUGUAUUUUUGUAGUUUAGCAAACAAAAUGUUUUGAUUGUAUUUUUGUGGCAAUUUUUUAGGCGCACGCAUUUUUUAAUAUGUAAAAAUCUGAAUGUUGAAACGAACAAGAAAAUUAGUUUAAAAAUUAUAUUAAAAUGUCAAAAAAUAUAAAUGUAUACAUUUUAAGUGAAAACUCUCUUGAUGUAUGUGUAUUGUAUGUGUUCUCUAUAAUUACAAUUAACAAUUCCAAUCGGAUUAUACAAAAUACUUAAGCAUAGUUUCUAGAUUUUACAGCUGGCAAAUAGAAAGCGAAAUAUUUUUUAAAAAUAUAUUGGCAUUAACUAAAUGUUGAAGAUAUGUAACAAAAAAGAAAAAAAAACGAAAAAGAAAAAGAAAAGAAAAGCAACUGAACAAAACACAGAUAUUGAAAUUGCAUUGUUGUAUUUAUUAAAUGUAGUUUAUGGCGCGAAUACCCUGUAAAAACGGGUGUGCAGCUUAAAGUUGUUUGCAACUAGUCCAGAAAUGUUUUGUGUUUAGCUAAGUACUCGGUUCUUGUUCUAGUAAGUUCUGCAUGCCCCCUAGCUAUACGGCCGAAAUCAGCAUUAUUCAACUACAGUAAGCAUCCCAUAUGGCAGAUAAAGUACUUUGUGUGAAUUUCAAAUAAGUGCGCUAACUAAAUAUGCAAAGUGUUAAAUGUCUAUAACUAUAGUUAUAUACAUAGUUAUACUCCGUAAUUCUAAAUGUGUAUGUGUAAAUUAGCUGAGAGUUCUUCAGAUCUAUGUGUUUACUGUAAGCUAAUCCUCUUCAAGUUUCUACCCUACCCUAUUCAAAAUCUUGCAGCUAGAGGAUUCCCGUACCAUAAAACAAACAGCAGAUGGCAAAAAUUAAGUGAAUUUAUUAUAAACCAAGAGUCCAUUAUAUUAAAUUAUGAAUAAUUUAAGAUGAGACUACGAUACGACCAACACAGCAAAUGUAUUGUGUACAAAAGUUUUGUAAAUAUUUAUUCAACAUUUUUUGAUAAAGUUUUUUAUCCUGGAUUAACCAGUCCCAAGGCACGAGGAACAGCAACGAACCUAACUAGGAAUUAGCUUAAGCUACGAUCCCAAUCCCGAUCCCCAAAAACAGAGCUCAGUUCGGAUCUGACAUAAAUUAUCUAAAACAACGAAUUCAUUCGCAUUGAAUUGUGUUAGUUAAAUUAGUUGUAUUUGUUAUUUAGUGCGAAGAAUUUAACAAAUUGUCAAAAAAAAAAAACAAGAAAAACCGCCGUCCGUUCCCCAAAGAGAUUGUUUACAAAGUAUUAUUAUUAUUUUUCCAUUCGCAAUAUGAUGAGAAAUAUAGUUUAUGACGCAAUCUAAUUGUAACUUAUUAAUUAAGGUGUUAGAGGUCGAAUACAAGUAUACUCUAUGGCACACAUACAUACAUAUAUAUAUACACACAGUACAUCAUUAUAAUGUAUGAUAAAUGUUUAUUAGAAUAGCUGAAAUGUCUUUAGACUUCAAGAGGCGCAUAGUGCAAAUGCAUAAGUUGGCAAAAGUUCUUAUCAAAUGUAACUCCAUAAGUGAACUGCAUGUUAUUCAACAAAACAAAAAAACAAAUCCUUAAGGAUUCCGUGUGUAUUUUUGGUGUCUGUUAACUAUGUACAACUAAAAUGAAGAAACAGCCAUUAUAAAUAAUAUUUAAAAACUGUACGAAAGAAACAUAAAAGAUGAUAUACUUGAGAGAUAUGUAUAUUAAAUAUCGCUAACGAAAUAUGAGUACAGAAGAACAACAUGAUGAAGAUUACUUAUUCAAUUAAUUUAAAUAAAGACUUAACAAAUGUUAUGGUGUCAUUUCCAAUGUA
Drosophila montana is the source of this 7760-nucleotide messenger RNA. It is a transcript of the gene wake, whose product is annotated as wide awake. Gene Ontology annotation, molecular function: protein binding. The record is from RefSeq and is a predicted model, not a curated record. The transcript has 12 exons. Bases 16 to 4854 code for a protein of 1612 amino acids. Gene Ontology annotation, biological process: signal transduction; regulation of establishment of bipolar cell polarity; establishment of mitotic spindle orientation. NCBI's taxonomy places the organism in Eukaryota, Metazoa, Arthropoda, Insecta, Diptera, Drosophilidae. Gene Ontology annotation, cellular component: spindle.